This is a messenger RNA of Colletes gigas, 5576 nucleotides long. RefSeq lists its product as uncharacterized. The record is from RefSeq and is a predicted model, not a curated record. Lineage: Eukaryota; Metazoa; Arthropoda; Insecta; Hymenoptera; Colletidae. The transcript has 21 exons. Gene Ontology annotation, cellular component: cytoskeleton. Bases 515 to 5500 code for a protein of 1661 amino acids.
GGUACGUAUUUCGUGACAUUAUACCGCGGAUCCGUCGGAUUUUCGCGUUUUUCGCGCCUCUGCGUCGUGACCGUCGAGUAUUAGUGUGCGCCGACGAUCUUUAUCCGCGUUCAACAAGAGCCAGCAUGUCCACGAGUGUUCGGGCAGAUUAAAAUCGAGGGUAAAAGUAGCGGAGAAGACUGUGGUCGUGCGUGUACCAGGCAUGGAGUGGACUCAGUGCGCUCGUUUCAAAUCGUUACGAGCCGUUACCGCAGUCCCCGUCGAGCUGAGGUCGCAGAUCCGCCGUGAGGAUGUGAGCAACGAUGCCCGUAGCAGCGCGUGAGAUCGUGAUCGCCCCGAGAUGGCCGCGACGCCCGUUGUUCCGCGCCCUUCAACGUGAUCCCUCGAGGCAAGGAGGCAACGCGAGGGAUCGUCCGCGCCGCCGAGCGAUGCACUGAGUCCACGCCAGCGGCGUCGCACCACCACCGAGGAGGACACACGCAGCCAGUCGACCGCCAGCGAUACCGAGCUCAGGAUGGAGGAGGUGCGGGGAUCACCGGCGCGCCGGCUCUCGCAGAUCCUCGACCCGAUCGCGCGGCUCGCCACCGAUUUCGGCUCGAACUCGGCGCCGUGCAGCCCGAGGCUCGGCGUUCGUAGCCACGAGGCGUCGGGGAUGGUCCAAGGAACGACGGACGGCGCACGGAGACAGCAACAGUCCGGCCCGGAGUCGAGUAGGGGGGGCCAGUCGAGCGGGGCGGAGAGUCCCCGACUCUGGCCGCGUCAGAUUCGCCAGGCACCGGCACCGCCGCCGCGACCCAGACACGCGAACAACAACAACGCGACGGGACAGCAUCAGCCGAUCCCCGGCAGCCUGCCGCCGCCGGUGCACAACAGGGACUCGCCGUACGUGAACGUGCCGAAUCUGCUGUUCCAAAAGGAGACCAAAGGGUUCGCGGAGACCGCCAGGAGCGCCGGGUAUGUCGAGCUCAGGGAGACCAAGCCCAAGUGCAGCCCGUACGAUUUCACGUCCGAGCCGAGCGGCCACGUGGAGUACGCGGACAAGCAACGAACGUUCGCCGCCCAGACCGAUCUGGACGCGACGCCGGGCUGCUACGACGCCAAGGAUCUCGCCGUGUUGGCCAGGACCAGGUCGAACUUCGACCCGGGUCCCUCGCCGCGCACCGGCCAUCAGCACUCCGACCGGGCGUACUCGUUCUCCGGUCGGCAGCCCGAACCAACCGCGGCCAGGAUGUUCGCCGAGGGACGACUGUUCGUCGAGCAGAGGACCGCCGCGGCCAGCUCGGACGCCAAGAAGGAGAAGCUCGAGAGCAGACCCGCUUACAGCGCGUCCAAGAGCUUCGAUGGAUACUCGACCGCCGUGGAGGAGCUUAAUUGGCAAGAGAGGUGUCUCGAGCUGCAACUCGAGCUGCACAGAAGCAGAAGCCAGGCCACCAGGGUGCGGGACAUGCUUCGCGAGAAGCUCUCGGAGCUCGAGCAGCGGGUCUUGGAAGCGGAGGGUCGAGCCGACGAGGCGGAGGACAAGGUACGGAUGAUGGAGGAGCGGCUAGUGAAGGGUGAAUACUGCCUGAGCACUUCCGGCGUUGGUUCUCCACCGCACUCGCUGCCGUCUACCUCCGGUACGCAGAAUGACAAGAUCGAGGACGUCCACUGUGCCUGCAUCUCGAAGCUAGAGACACAGGUCGAGGAACAGAGACAGUUGCGGCUCCAGGACGCCAGGCAGGUUGAGGCGAAAGCCGCGAGAAUAAAGGAAUGGGUGACUAAUAAGCUGAGGGAAUUGGAGCAGCAGAACCAGCACCUGCGGGAACAGAAUAACAAGUGUAACCAGCAAUUGGAACUCCUGAGGAAUCAUAUAACCAACAUCGGCCUGAAACCACCUGUGAGUCCCCGCGGGCGAAUUCGUCCGACAGCUGACGCGUCUUUUCCAGCCAGAUCCCCGGAACAGUGUCAGAGAACCACGAAGGAUCGCGACCGUUUAAUCGCACCAACGAGAGCGUCGUUGUCCCUGGAGGUGGACCCCACGUUGCGCAGACGGUCGGAGAGCCUAGAGGGAACACCGCAAACGGUGCCAGAAAGCGUGCAGAGCGCCGCGGCGGAGCCUCAAGCCGGCACCAAACACCGUAGACACCUGUCCGCUUGCGGGUCCAUACAGCGAGGGAUCGCCGCCACCAACAUGGACUCAAGCUUGCUGUCCGAGGAGCUGGCCGCGGCGGUGGAGAAUCUGGUGAUGCUGCCGAAUAUACCUGGCGUCUCGGAGGCCAGUAGGGACAGUGGCAGCUCCGAGGCUGUUCACGACUACGCCGAGAUAUACACGCCCAGCAGAGAGGGGAUGAAUUGGACUCAGAGUGCUCAAGGUCCUCGACCACCUACUCCGCCUCUUCACCGGUUCCCCAGCUGGGAAGCGAAGAUAUAUCAGGUAGCUGAUGGCGGGCUUGGCAUCGGUCCACCGACGAACGAGGAAUCCGCGCCUUCCACGAUGACCAACACGACUAGCUCGUCGAAACAUUCCCAGGCAACAGGACACAACUUGACUGCGCACAAUUCCCAAGGCUAUUGCGAUAUUUCGGUUCCAGUGUACGCGACGGUCAAGGGGCGAGCUAGUCAAAUUAGGUCCAUGCCGUUCGGCGACAGUUCCGACGACAGCUCGGACGGCGAGGAGCAUCCGAAUCAAACGGAGACCAACACUAGGAUCACCAACAGUUCGUCCGACAACACGGACUCUUCGCUUGGCAGCGGGAGCAGCCCGUCGAAGAGCGUUAAAACCACCAGCAGCCUUAGUCCCGCCAAGAGAAGCUCCAGCGGUUCCCCUAGCAAAAGCGUCAAACGUGAUACCUCUUUGGAGUCUGGCCUGUCGGAGGACUAUGCGAUACCCCCCGACGCGCUCAGCUCAACCUCCCUCGAAUCCAGCAUGCCUAGUCUGCUAAUGCGCGUCUCGGGCGAGAGCCCCAAGAGGCAAGAAUCUUUGGAGAAGACUGGCCACCUGGCGAAACUUGGCGGGAAACUGAAAACUUGGCGGAAGAGAUGGUUCGUGCUGAAGAACGGGGUGCUCACGUAUUGGAAGAGUCAGAACGACGUAAAUCGGAAACCUCAGGGCCAAAUAGUAUUGGACGAAGUGUGCAGGAUAAACAGGGCGGAAGGGGCCGCCACGUUCGAGAUAGCCACGGGCAAAAAGACGUAUUACCUGACGGCGGAUUGCAUCGCGACGAUGGAGGAUUGGAUAAGGGUGCUGCAAAAUGUACAAAGGCGGAACGCGACGAAGCUUCUGCUCAGCAAGGAGGACAACAAGCCGACGAUACAGGGAUGGUUGACGAAGGUGAAGAACGGGCACGCCAAGAAGUGCUGGUGCGUCCUCAUUGGAAAAAUGUUCCUUUACUUUAAGUGCCCUAAUGAUACGAAUCCUAUUGGACAAAUAAAUAUGAGAGACGCGAGAGUAGAAGAGGUCGAGCACGUAUCCGACAGCGACAGCGAAGAAAGGGACGCCGAAUGCCCUCACGAAAGAACGAUCGGCAUCUUUCCAACUCAUCAAGGUCCUACGUACUUACUGAUGCCCCACAAACAGGACAAAGACAGCUGGCUGUACCAUUUGACGGUGGUUUCGGGAGGGGGGCCGAGCGCGGGGACUCAGUACGAACAAUUGGUGCAAAGAUUGAUGGAAACCGAAGGUGAUCCUAGUUGCGUCCUAUGGAGACACCCGUUGUUGCUCCAUACGAAAGAAAACAUCACUAGUCCACUGACCAGCUUGACCUCCGAAGCCUUGCAGACCGAGGCUAUCAAGCUCUUCAAGGCUUGUCAGUUGUUCAUGUCGGUGGCAGUGGAGCAAGCAGGCAUAGACUAUCAUGUGGUGCUAGCGCAAAAUGCGUUGCAACAAUGCUUAGACCAGCCUGAACUGCAAUCCGAAUUCAUCUGUGCAUUGGUAAAGCAGACAAGUCGUCACACACAACACCGUUUGGGCGUACAGCAGCUCCUCCUCUGCGCCACGCAAUCGCUGUUCACCUGCGAUACGCAAAGUCCCGCGGCAAAUGGCAGCGGUGAAAAUGCGGACGCACAAUCGACGGCCUCCACUUCUCACAGUCCUCCGCUCACGCAGGGCCACUCGACGUCUACGAUUCUGGACUGCAAAACUAACCCCGCCCAGUACGUUCUUAUCCAGGGAUGGCAGCUGCUCGCCCUCGCUGUUUCGCUCUUCCUACCGAGGAAUAAUCGGCUACUCUGGUACCUGAAGUUACACUUGCAAAGAAACGCUGACACUAAAACGGAAUGCGGCAAGUACGCAGCCUACUGCGAAAGAGCUUUGGAAAGGACUCUACAAAAUGGUGGAAGGGAAGUGAAACCCUCGAGAAUGGAAGUCCUCUCUAUACUGAUGAAGAAUCCUUACCAUCACUCCCUGCCGCACGCGAUACCGGUUCAUUUUUUAAACGGCACCUAUCAGGUUGUAAGCUUCGAUGGCAGUACCACGAUAGAGGAAUUUUUGAACACCCUGAACCAGGAGAUCGGCUGCCGGGACGUUCAUCAGUCCGGUUUCACGUUAUUCAGCGACGACCCGAUCGAGAAGGAUCUCGAGCACUUUAUAGAUCUUCAAGCAAAGCUCUGCGAUAUAAUCUCGAAAUGGGAGACAGCGUUGAGGGAGAAGGGUUCAGGGAAAUUCGAAAAUACCAGGGUGAUACAAUUGACGUACAAAUCGCGGUGCUAUUGGCGACAGGCGGCUAAAAUGGAGACUGACAGAGAGAGGCUUUUGCUUUGUUAUCAAGUGAAUCAACAAGUGGUGUAUGGGAAGUUUCCAGUAAAUCGUGAGCUUGCGUUCGAGCUUGCAUCGUUAAUGGCGCAGAUUGAUUUUGGAGAAUACAACAACGACAAGGCACGAGGAAGCGGCCCAGGAAGCAAUCUGCACCACCUGGUGCUUCAGGCCCUGGGCAAGUUUUAUCCGAUACGAUACCGGACGAAUAUCACUGCCGAACAAUUGAGGGAGCUGCAAGAAAAACUACAAGAAAAAUGGAUCGCUUUGAAAGGUCGCAGCGUAUUAGACUGUGUUCGCAUAUAUCUAACCUGCACCAGGAAGUGGCCUUUUUUUGGAGCAACACUUUAUCAAGCAAAAUUGAAACAAUCUGAACCAAUGACCGCAUGGAUUGCCGUCUCCGAAGACAGUGUAACGUUACUCGAGCUACAAACGAUGGCAGUGAUGUGCCGUUACAACUACGCGAAUAUAGUUACAUUCGGAGGAUGUUUAGAUGAUUUUAUGCUCGUCGCUUGCCCCGACGAAGGCGCCGCGGAACAAAAACUUUUAUUCGCGCUUUCGAAACCUAAGAUUUUGGAGAUAACAUUGUUGAUCGCCGAUUAUAUGAAUGCCUUGGGACACGCUUUACCUGGUACCCCACAAAUGAACACGCUGACCCGUAAUGGAUCUCAUCGGUCCAUCAAAUCCACUCUGAGACCUACCACUGGUUCUAGCUGUCUUCCAACGCAACCGGAUAUUUUGAAGUCAACACCAGACCACCAAAGACCUUAAAAACUCUGGUCAAUCGAAUUCGUUGAAACGGAGCAGGGAAACGUGGCUCUUGGUUCGUGAAAGUCUGAUCCCGCCA